AUGAAGAAACACAGAAGUUCAGGGAAAAGUAUCGUGUACUUGGAUGAAACCUGGAUUAACCAAAAUUACUCAAUGUCCAAAUGCUGGGUAGACAGCACGGCAGAGAAGGUCAUGGGAGUGAGAGAAGGGUUCCCGCUUGAUUUUGCUUCACGCAGGAACGAGAGAUGGAUUUGUCCCUGGAGCAACCCUCGUUUUCCAAGCAAAGAAUUCAUAGUGAUGGAUAAUGCAUCCUAUCACUCAAGGAAAGUGGAUAAGCCACCAACUACUGCAAACAAGAAAGCAGAGAUCCAAGAAUGGCUGGAAAAGAAGGGUGUUGCAGUGCCAGACGGUCUACUUAAGACUCAACUCCUGCAUCUUGUCACUCGCCACACUGCAGCCGCUGACACACAAUAUGUCAUUGAUAAGACUGCCUCAGAACAUGGGCAUAAGGUUGUACGCUUACCCCCAUACCACUGCAACUAUAACCCAAUAGAACUGAUUUGGGCACAGGUUAAAGGGUAUGUGGCAAAGAGAAACACCUUUAAGAUUGCAAACCUGAAGCCACUCGUCCAGGAGAGUCUCAACAGCAUCACGGCAGACAACUGGAAAAAUGCUGUGAGACACUGA
Portunus trituberculatus (swimming crab) is the source of this 606-nucleotide messenger RNA. RefSeq lists its product as uncharacterized. NCBI's taxonomy places the organism in Eukaryota, Metazoa, Arthropoda, Malacostraca, Decapoda, Portunidae. The coding region runs from base 1 to 606 and encodes 201 amino acids. Gene Ontology annotation, molecular function: nucleic acid binding. The record is from RefSeq and is a predicted model, not a curated record. The transcript is spliced from 2 exons.